Capronia coronata CBS 617.96 is the source of this 870-nucleotide messenger RNA. RefSeq lists its product as uncharacterized. The record is from RefSeq and is a predicted model, not a curated record. Gene Ontology annotation, cellular component: mitochondrion; cytoplasm. The coding region runs from base 1 to 870 and encodes 289 amino acids. Lineage: Eukaryota; Fungi; Ascomycota; Eurotiomycetes; Chaetothyriales; Herpotrichiellaceae. The transcript is spliced from 2 exons.
AUGCCAUGGCCCAGACCGUGGUCCUCCUCGACAAAGGAUGACUCUGUAGCCAAGGAUACUGACGGCUCCAGGGACAGUCGUCUCCUGGACUUACCAACCACAACACCCUCAGACACCAGCAAACCAGUCCAGCGCGAAGCCUCCAAUGACUCCUUCUCAAGCCUCUGGACCUUCACUGAUCCCCAGACCAUAAGUGCUGCGGUAAUAUUGACGGCUGCCUCGCUCGGAUGCUUCACUUUUUACAAGGCCUAUCUUCGAAGGAUUCCCCAAGCAAUCAACAUCAACCCUGGCUUUCUCCGGCGAAGGAGCAUCCUGGGAAAGGUUACAAGCGUGGGAGAUGGAGAUAAUUUUCGGGUCUAUCACACACCAGGUGGUCGAUUUGCCGGCUGGGGUUGGUUUCCUGGGAGGCAGGUGCCCACGGACAAGAAAAAGCUGAAGGACCAAACAAUUCAUGUUCGUCUUGCCGGAAUCGAUGCGCCUGAACUUGCACAUUUUGGCCGACCGUCGCAGCCGUACGCGCAGGAGGCCCUGGAUUGGCUGACAGCUUACGUGCUGGGCAGACGUGUCCGUGCCUACGUUUACAAGAUAGACCAAUAUAGCCGAGUUGUUGGCACGGCAUACGUGUGGAAAGGACUUCUUCGGCGUGAUGUUGGCCUCCAGAUGCUGAGGGCUGGAUUGGCAACGGUGUAUGAGGCCAAAUCAGGGGCCGAGUUUGGCAAGGGUUUGGAAAAGAAGUAUCGGAGGGCUGAAUGGUGGGCAAAGACAAAACGAAAAGGCAUGUGGGCUGCAAGCAAGAAAGACUACGAGAGUCCUCGGGAGUACAAGACUCGACAUGGCAUGGGGGCACCACAAGAUGGACCAAAGCAGUGA